AUGCUGAUUAUCGGCGGCGGCGUGAUCGGUACCAGUGUGGCCUUCCAUCUGGCCAAGCUCGGGUGGACCGACGUGGUCCUGUUGGAGCAGGGCACCCUGGGCUGUGGCACGACGUGGCACGCGGCAGGUCUGAUCGGGCAGCUUCGAGCCAACGAGACCGAGACCAAGCUCAGUCGCUACGGCAUACAACUCUAUGCCGACCUGGAAAAGGAGACCGGCCAGGGCACGGGCUGGAAGCAGUGCGGCGGCGUGACUGUCGCGCGCACGCAAGAGAGGAUGACGCACAUCAAGCGGACCUUGUCUCGCAUGCGGGCGUUCGGCAUCGAGGGUCACCUCGUCUCUCCCGAGGAGGCCAAGAAGCACUGGCCCCUCCUCUCCACCGAGGGCAUCACCGGCGCGCUCUGGAUUCCUCACGAUGGCGUGUGUCUGAUCGACUUGGGCUCCCAGGCGACAUCGUCCGACAUCACGAGCGCGUUCGCUGCCGGGGCCAAGUCGAAGGGUGUCAAGAUCAUCGAGAACGUGCGCGUGACGGGGAUCCACAAGUCCGACAAACACGCGGUGACCGGCGUGAGCACGAGCGAGGGCGACAUCAAGUGCGAGUAUGUCGUCAACUGCGGAGGCAUGUGGGCCAAGCAGGUCGGCCGCCUGGCGGGAGUCAACGUGCCGCUUCACACCUGCGAGCACUUCUACAUCUCCACCAAGCCCAUCGACGGCGUUGAUUCCUACCUGCCCGUGUUGAGGGAUCCCGAUGGCUACAUCUACUUCCGCGAGUGGAGCGGCGGCAUCAUCAUGGGCGGCUUCGAACCCGUCGCCAAACCCUGCUUUGCCGAUGGUGUGCCGAAUGACUUCCAGUUCCAGCUGUUCGACGAGGACUGGGACCAUUUCUCCAUUCUCAUGAAGUACUCGCCUCCCCUCCUUUUCUCCACCGAAUUCCUCGCCCACGUUGCCUUCCCAAUUGACGUUUCGUUUGUCGACAGCUCGGCGCUGGAGCGGUGCCCCGCGCUGGAGACGGCCGAAGUGCGCCAACUGCUCAACGGCCCCGAGUCUUUCACGCCCGACAAUCAGUACAUAUUGGGCGAAGCGCCGGAGGUGAGGAACUUCUUCGUGGCGGCCGGGUUCAACUCGUCAGGCAUUGCCUCGGCUGCCGGCGCUGGCAAGGCCCUCUCCGAGUGGCUCAUCCAGGGCUAUCCGACGAUGGACCUGUGGUCGGUCGACAUCCGCCGCUUCGGCAAGUACCACGCCAACGAUAAUUUCCAAAAGCAGCGCUCCAUGGAAACCCUCGGGCUGCACUACCAGGCACAUGCUACACCACCACUACCGCAAUUCCUGCGUUUCCGGCCGGCCGCUCAGGGUUUCGGCAGCAAGAUGGGAUGGGAACGGCCCAACUACUUCCUGCCCUCCUCCGUGUCGCCCUCUUCCAUCAAGUGCGAGGAGCACAAGGCGACCCGCGACGAGGUGGCGCUGUUCGAUCAGACCUCGUUCGCCAAGUUCGUGGUCAAGGGCCGGCACGUCGAGUCGUUCAUGCAGCGUCUGUGCGCCAACGACGUGGCCGUACCGGUUGGCCGGGUCGUCUACACCCCCAUGCUCAACCCCCGCGGUGGCUACGAGACGGACUGCACGGUGACGCGCGUCAGCGAGGACUCCUACUUCGUCGUUUCGUCCACAGCGCAAGCUACGCGGGACUACGAUUGGAUCAGCCGCAACAUUCAAGAGGACGAGGAAGUGAGCAUCGUCGACGUGUCGCCCCAGUACUCCACCCUAUCGCUCAUGGGACCCAAGUCGCGCGAGCUCCUCUCGCGUGUCAUCGCAGACCGCGACCUCUCCAACGAGGAGGUGCCCCUGGGCAUCACGCAGGUGCGGGCCAGUCGCAUCACCUAUGUGGGCGAGCUCGGCUGGGAGCUCUACGUGCCCAUCGAGUCCACCCUCCUGGUCUACGAUUUGCUGCACGCCAAGGCCAACGAGGGCACGCGCAUCGGGCUGCGCGAUGCGGGCUACUACGCGAUCGACGGGCUGCGCCUGGAGAAGGGCUACCGCGCAUGGGGCAGCGACAUCACGCCCGAUGAUACGCCACUCGAGGCCGGACUCGGCUUUGCCGUGGACCUCAAGAACGAGACGAAGAAUUUCCUCGGCAAGGACGUGCUGCUGAGGCAGAAGAAGGAGGGUCUCGAGAAGAGGCUCGCUGUGUUUGUGAUCGACAACGACCAGGAGGUCUAUCCUCACGGCGGCGAACCCAUCUUCAGAGACGGGCAAGUGUGUGGCUACCUGACGUCGGUGGCCUACGGUCACACGGUGGGCCGAAGCGUGGGCCUGGGCUACGUGCGCAAACUGGCGAACACGGCGACCAAAGAGGACCGGCUGGUGACGCCCGACUGGGUCAAGGCCGGGCGCUACGAGGUCGAGGUGGCCUCCAAGAGGGUGCCCGCCUCCGUCUCCCUCCAGCCGCCCUUCGAUCCCAAGAACGAGAGGGUGCGCAUGUGA
Messenger RNA from Acanthamoeba castellanii str. Neff, 2478 nucleotides. Its product is annotated as dehydrogenase. Lineage: Eukaryota; Discosea; Longamoebia; Acanthamoebidae. The coding region runs from base 1 to 2478 and encodes 825 amino acids. The record is from RefSeq and is a predicted model, not a curated record. The transcript is spliced from 19 exons. Gene Ontology annotation, molecular function: oxidoreductase activity; protein binding. Gene Ontology annotation, cellular component: mitochondrion.